AUGUCAGCUUACAAAGGACAUCAUCUGCCUCCUUCAAAUUACUCCAAAAUGUCCUGCCCCAACAACUCUCCCGCUACGAACUCGUUUUUAGUAGAUUCCCUGAUUAGUGCUUGUCGGGGUGACGGUUUCUAUUCAAGUAGUUCUAUGUACAUGCCAUCGAGCACGGAUAUGGGAACUUACGGAAUGCAGACCUGUGGACUGCUCCCGACCAUGACUAAACGAGGAGAGGUUAGCCAUCAAAAUAUGAGCAUCAGCGUUCAUCCGUAUAUAUCUCAGGUAGAUGGCUGGCCUGACCCUUCCAGGCCAUGCCGAAUUGAACAACCUGUUAGUCCACAGAUGCCCACGUGCUCCUUCCCUGCUAGCAUAAAGGAGGAAAGCACUUGCUGCAUGUAUAAUUCAGAUAAACGAGCAAAACUCAACCCGACCGCAAUCCCUACCUAUCCUAGAUUGGUGUCCGAAAACUGUUCGAUUGAAAAUCCUGAGAUCCCCAUCCCGGGAUAUUUCAGACUCUGUCAGGCUUAUCCAUUGGAGAAAAGCCUAGAUUAUAAUCAAGCUGGGGAGAUCCGGUCAAAUGUAAUGCCGCAGUCAAACCUAGGGCUUAUCAGUAAACUCCAGGUAUCCAACCAGUCACUAAUGGAAGGGAAAAUAAACGACAAGCCAAACGCACAGGAAUCCAAUAAGGGAAUUUAUGUGGAAACUCCUGAACGAAAGCCGAGUUUAGUGGAGGCCAGUGCACCCGCUGAGGAAGCCGAAUCUAGCUCGGAACUAUCGGAUAACGAGGCUAAAGAAGAGAUCAAAACUCCAAUAAGCAACUGGCUAACAGCAAAGAGUGGAAGGAAGAAGAGAUGUCCUUAUACAAAAUAUCAGACACUGGAAUUAGAGAAAGAGUUUUUAUUUAAUAUGUAUCUGACUCGUGAGCGCCGUCUAGAGAUAAGUAAGAGCGUGAAUCUGACCGACAGACAAGUCAAGAUCUGGUUUCAAAAUCGCAGAAUGAAGCUGAAGAAAAUGAACCGGGAGACCCGAAUUCGAGAACUGACCACUAAUCUAACCUUCUCUUGAGUGUGAAAUACGAUUACACUGAGAUCCCAAACAUUUAAUAUUGUAAUGAUUAACUGGAGACUGGAAACCUUCUCUUUCUCCACUCUGGGAUAUUGUCAACUAUUCUGAUUUCUCCAUUUUAGUGUUAUGGUUGUUUGAAAGUACAAUAGCACGUUUAUCUUAACAAGAAUAUUUUCUGAGAAAUUGCUCUCUCUAACGUGGGACAAACUACUUACUUUGUUUAGUAAGUAGAUUUUAAAUUAUUUGUCAUGCUACAAUUAUUCGUGUAAUUUUGGGAAAGUGUGCCGUACGUCAGAACAUCACAUUUUACAAAAUUAGGAUAUACAGAAAAAUGAAAUUUAUUUAGUGAUUACAAAUCAGACGUGACAAUAUCGUGAAAAAUCGUAUCAGAAACAGACAAUUUGAAUUGUUUAUUCUGAAGUUGCUCUUGAACAGUAGUCCCACAAAAUACCGUGUUAAACUCAUCAGGUCUCUAGAAGAAAUUCUUAGAUCCUUUUUGGAGUUUGUGAUGGAGUCGUGAUGCAAAUUUUCAUGUCUAUUUAUAUGCAUGUGUCUGUUGCACGUAUAUAUAUAUAAAUAUAAACAAUAAAUCCUAAAUUAGAUUUCA
Molecule: messenger RNA, 1666 nt
Organism: Rhincodon typus (whale shark)
Lineage: Eukaryota; Metazoa; Chordata; Chondrichthyes; Orectolobiformes; Rhincodontidae
Gene: hoxd10a
Product: homeobox D10a
Biological process (GO): regulation of transcription by RNA polymerase II
Cellular component (GO): nucleus
Molecular function (GO): DNA-binding transcription factor activity, RNA polymerase II-specific; RNA polymerase II cis-regulatory region sequence-specific DNA binding
Source: RefSeq, a predicted model, not a curated record